UUAGGAUUAGGCUCCACAUAAAAUCCCCAUUCUCUGCCGCUUUAGCUAGGGUUUCCAGUGUUACUCUCUGCCAUUCUCGCUUUUUAUUCCCCAUGGAUUCUUGUAACUAGCCUUCCUUGAUUAUUGAGAAUCUCCGGUAAAGCUUCGAGCGGUGAUACAUAUAUCAGUGUCGGAAAAGUAUUCAGAAAUGGCGACCAUGAACCCUUUUGACCUUCUGGGUGACGAUGACAACGAGGAUCCAUUGCAGCUCCAUGCUGCUCAGCAGCAGAAGCUGCCUACUCCAGCCUCGGCUCCCAAGAAGACUCCUGGUCAGGCUCCGGCGAAGCCUAACUCCGCCGCCGCCAAUGCCAAGUUGCCUUCCAAGCCUCUUCCUCCUUCCCAAGCUGUGAGGGAAGCCAAAACUGAAUUUCAGCGGGGACGUGGUCCACGUGGAGGUGGGCGUGGUGGUCGGGGACGUGGGUUCUGUCAAGAUUCUACUAACAAUGAGAAUAAUUAUGGCAACAACAAUGGUUUUGCUGGUGGUUAUAGACAAUCUGAAGAUGGAGAAGGUGGAAAGCCAUUUGAAAGGAGAAGAGGCUAUGGUGGAGGUUAUAGACAAUCCGAAGAUGGAGAAGGUGGAAAGCCAUUUGAAAGGAGAGGAGGCUAUGGUGGAGGUUAUAGACAAUCUGAAGAUGGAGAAGGUGGAAAGACCUUUGAAAGGAGAGGAGGCUAUGGUGGACCUAGGGGUGGCUUCCGUGGUGAUCGCCGUGGUGAUCUAAGCAAUGGUGAAAAAGCUGAUGGGGAAUAUCCUCGCAGGGUGUAUGAACGCCGUAGUGGAACAGGGCGUGGGAGUGAAAUUAAGCGUGAGGGUUCUGGUCGUGGAAACUGGGGAAGUCCUACAGAUGAGAUUGCUCCUGAAGCUGAAGAGCCCAUGAAUGGAGUUGUUAAUGAUGUUGUGAACACUGAUGCAAUUGAGAAGCAACAUGGGCAAGAAGAUGCUGGAGAUGCCAAGAAGGAUUCUCCAUCGGAUGAACCAGAAGUAAAGGAGCCCGAGGAGAAGGAGAUGACUCUGGAUGAGUAUGAGAAAUUGUUGGAGGAGAAGAGAAAGGCUCUUCUGGCAUCAAGGCCUGAGGAACGUAAGGUUUGCUUAGACAAGGAAUUUGAAUCCAUGGCACUGUUGGCAAAUAAGAAGAAUGAUGAUGAGGUCUUCAUUAAGUUGGGAUCUGAAAAAGAAGAUAAAAAGAAAGAGGCCGGAGAAAAGGUCAAAAAGACAAAAAGUAUAAACGAAUUUCUGAAGCCUGCUGAAGGUGAAAUGUACUAUCGCCCAGGUGGCCGAGGCAGGGGUCGGGGUCGUGGCAGUGGCAGAGGAGGGUAUGGUGGAAACAAUACCAGCAGUUUUGGAACCCCAUCAAUUGAAGAUGUCGGUCAGUUCCCUACCUUGGGGUCAAAGUGAGGGAGGGAGCAAGCCAUUCCUGCCAAGCUCUCAAUUUUUGCCCGAAAAGGCAAAAGAUAUCUGCAGGAGUCAUGUUCCUGUAUUAUCACUGUUACAGUAGUGUAAAUUUAGAAUUCAUCUGGGGGUUCCUUUCCUCAGUAGUAGUAUUGUUAAACUACUCAACAUUCAUAUCUUUUAUCUGUUAGGAGUUCAAUUUUGAUCUGAGUUUUGAUUUGGAAGCAAUUUUGUUUUUGAAAUCAUGGUUUUAAGUUUAAUAUUAUUGCAAAAUUCUUAUUA
Molecule: messenger RNA, 1708 nt
Organism: Ipomoea triloba (trilobed morning glory)
Lineage: Eukaryota; Viridiplantae; Streptophyta; Magnoliopsida; Solanales; Convolvulaceae
Product: RGG repeats nuclear RNA binding protein A-like
Exons: 7
Coding region: 188-1432 (414 amino acids)
Cellular component (GO): nucleus; cytoplasm
Molecular function (GO): RNA binding
Source: RefSeq, a predicted model, not a curated record